GCGAGAGCGCAGCGGCAAAUCACACGACAAAACCGAACCAAAAUCGAGAAACUACUUGGAGCCAAGCUGAGACGCGAGGAAUGGAGGGAGCAGUAGACGGAAGGUGGACGCGCGUCCGCACGCUCGGUCGCGGUGCGUCCGGCGCCGUGGUGUCCCUCGCCGUCGAUGACAGCUCGGGCGCGCUCUUCGCGGUCAAGUCGGCGGCGGCGGCGAAGGUGGCGGAGCAGCUCGUGCGCGAGGGGCGCAUACUGUCCGGGCUGCGCUCGCCGCACGUCCUCCCCUGCCUUGGCUUCCUCGCCGAUGCGGGUGGCGAGUGCCAGCUGUUCCUCGAGUUCGCGCCCGGCGGCUCGCUCGCCGACGUGGUGGCGAGGAGUGGGGGGCGGCUCGACGAGCGCGCCAUCCGCGCGUACGCGGCGGACGUGGCGAGCGGCCUGGCUUACCUCCACGGGAUGUCGCUCGUGCACGGGGAUGUCAAGGGGAGGAACGUCGUGGUCGGCGCCGACGACCGGGCCAAGAUAGCGGAUUUUGGGUGCGCCAGGACGGUGGGCUCCAGCCAGCCAAUCGGCGGCACGCCGGCGUUCAUGGCGCCAGAGGUGGCGCGUGGGGAGGAGCAAGGGCCAGCGGCUGAUGUCUGGGCGCUGGGCUGCACCGUCAUCGAGAUGGCCACCGGCCGCGCCCCGUGGAGCUACAUGGAAGACAUCCUCUCGGUUGUGCACCGGAUUGGCUACACGGACGCCGUGCCGGAGGUGCCCGGGUGGCUGUCCGUGGAGGCGAAGGACUUCUUGGCCCGGUGCUUCGCAAGAAACCCACGCGAGCGGUGGACGGCGUCGCAGCUCCUGGAGCACCCGUUCCUGGCAUCAGCCGGCUCCAGCGUGAAGGCAGGGGAGGCGGCGCCCCAAUGGGCGUCGCCCAAGAGCACGCUGGAUGCGGCGUUCUGGGAGUCGGACACGGACGACGAGGAAGACGACAUGUCAGAGAGCCCCGCGGAGAGGAUCAGAGCAUUGGCUUGUCCCUGCUCAGCCUUGCCGGAUUGGGACUCCGACGAGGGCUGGAUCGAAGUGCUCAACGAGCCAUGCGAACCUUGCGACAUGUCAGUGCCCAAGGAUGCGGCCGAAGAGAAGGGGUGCGUUCUCACGGAAGUGUUCUCCGGUGUUGAUGCAGAUUGUGCUGAUCCUGAGUUCACUGUACGAUUGAUUACUGUUGCUUGCAUUGGGCAGCAAGAAGUGUUCUGCCUGGGUUUCACUAAUGGCCCACUUGUAUUUCCUAUUAAUAAAAGUGAAUUAACAAAGUCUUUGUUUCGCACAAAUUGCCUUCUCGUUCUUGCUUCUACUCAUUUUCUUCCACUAGUAUAUGAUUAUCCGAUUUGCACUAAUCUGACGAAAUUAGCAACCGCUGAACCGGUGUGCAAUAUACGAUUAUUCCAGAAACAUUGUUCUAGACCCCCUCAAAAGAAAUGCAAGAAUCUGUUCAGGAAUGACCGGCAGUAUAUCCGCUCAUGCCUCAUGGGGCCAUGCUAA
Oryza brachyantha (malo sina) is the source of this 1517-nucleotide messenger RNA. Its product is annotated as mitogen-activated protein kinase kinase kinase 17-like. Gene Ontology annotation, biological process: protein phosphorylation. Gene Ontology annotation, molecular function: ATP binding; protein kinase activity. The coding region runs from base 81 to 1517 and encodes 478 amino acids. NCBI's taxonomy places the organism in Eukaryota, Viridiplantae, Streptophyta, Magnoliopsida, Poales, Poaceae. The transcript has a single exon. The record is from RefSeq and is a predicted model, not a curated record.